Messenger RNA from Oryza brachyantha (malo sina), 606 nucleotides. RefSeq lists its product as uncharacterized. The record is from RefSeq and is a predicted model, not a curated record. Lineage: Eukaryota; Viridiplantae; Streptophyta; Magnoliopsida; Poales; Poaceae. The transcript is spliced from 4 exons. The coding region runs from base 106 to 372 and encodes 88 amino acids. Gene Ontology annotation, cellular component: chloroplast.
UCCAAAACUGGCGGCGCUAAGCGCAGCAAAGCAAAGCAAAAGACGCCUUCGCCUUCGAUUUGGUUUGGCUCGAAUUCGAUUCGAUUCUUCUCCACGCCGCCGGCCAUGGCGUCCGCCGCGUCCUCCUCCUCCUCCUCCUCGUCUCAGUUCGAUAGGGAUCCAGCGGCGAGGCGCCCGCCGCCGCAGCUGCAACGGAAGCCGCCGUUGCUGAUGCUGCUCCCGCUCAUCUACGCCCCGGUGCUCCCGCUCAUCAGGAUCGGGCUGCGGCACAACCCAGUGUGGAGGGAUCGCCUCUUCUACGGCGUCCUCGCCGGCGCAUUCGCCCACGGCACCUACCUCAUAUCGGAGCUAUAUGACGUAGAGAGCAAGUGAAUCAUAUGCCUUGAAGGAUCCAGUCAAGGGUAUGCAAUCAGCAGAUUUUGACUUGAUUGUAAGUCAUCUACUGUUGAUGAGAGGUGUAUGGUUUUUCAGAAUGAUAAAAUGUGCUAUGUAUCUAUCGUUUUUGUUAAUCCAUUUAAACUUUUGUGGUAGCUGUACUGAUAGAAUAUUUAAGCACAUACAAUAAUUCUGACUGAGAGCAACAUAUCCGGCAAUAUUCUUUCCAAA